GAGACGACCACAUUCACGAGGAGGAAGAACUGCAGCUCAGAAGAUCAUGAACAAAACCUUUUGUAUUAUUUUCAGCUUCGAUUUCACCGGCAGAUUCCUGCCUCCUGUUUUAAUCUUGGUCUUCAUCGUCGGCCUGGUUGCUAACACAUGGGGGAUGAAGUCUUUGCGGCAGAACUGGAAGAAACUGGGUAGCGUCAACAUGUUUGUUCUCAACCUGGGACUUGCAGAUGUUUUAUAUCUGCUCACGCUGCCGUUUCUGGUGGUUUACUAUAUCAAGGGGAAUGUUUGGAUCUUUGGAGCUACAUUCUGCAAGAUAACGAGAUUCUGCUUCAACCUGAACCUCUACGGCAGCAUCGGAUUCCUUACCUGCAUCACUGUGUACAGGUACCUGGCUAUUGUUCACCCGAUGAAAGUGUUGGGAAGAAUCACUGUCACUCAUUCUGUGAACAUCUCAGUCCUUGUGUGGCUGCUGGUGGCUGCCCAGAGUCUUCCAGACGUGUUCUACAUCAAGACGUCUGGAAACCAAACUGAGAAAUGCUACGAGACCACACACGACACAUUUGUGGAAAAUUACCUGAACUACAGCCUGGGGAGGACCCUGACUGGGUUUUGUAUCCCACUCCUCAUCACACUGGGCUGCUACGGACAUAUGAUUUUCACACUGUGGUUCAAAAACAACGUCGACAAGGAUCUGAAGCAAAGGAGCCUGAGGUUGAUGUUCAUUUUGAUCCUUCUCUUCUCUGUUUGUUACAUCCCCUAUCACCUGUUCAAGAACCUAAAUCUCUGGUCAAGAGUUCUGAGCAAACACGGGAACUGUCACAGGUGGUCCAACGGAAUUUACAUCGGCCAUCAGAUAGGUCGUGGGCUGGUGUGUCUGAACAGCGCCCUCAACCCUCUGGUUUACCUCAACGCAAGUAAAGACUCCGGCUCAGCUUUGACAUCUGCUCGUCGAGCCAUCAUGCGCCCGUUCACCACCAAGGUUUCUACGGUGUGAAUGAAGAUCAACAAUUGCAUCAUCUGGAGCUGGGUCGGAGGCGGUUGUGACGUGGCGUCGAGGCUGGAAGAGUCGAGAGCUAAAGCAGCUUAAAUAUGAGCUUUAGCAGCUGAUGUGCUGGACUGUGACUGAGCUCGACUCCAUCACUCCACAGAUCUAACGCUGCGUCAUUUUAUAAAACAGCUGCAAAAAGUCCAUAACCCAGAAAGUAGAAGUUAAAAGUUCUAAAUGUUUUUUUGAGAUUGUUUUGAAAGACACAUCAGUGCACUGAUAAAGCUCCUCAGAGGGAACUGCAACCUUUUAAUUAAAGGGGCCUGAUCAUGAACUAAAAGUUUGAAGUAAAAUUAGAUAAAUGUACAUUUUACUUUUUCUUAAACUAGAAAAUUGACUCUGAUUGUCCUGAUGUUUCACAGCUGGAAACAUCAGGACUGAAGCAGUAAGUUUCAUAUAUUUGGGCCGAUUUGAGUCUCAAUAAUUGUAUCUUGUUUUUUUCAACCUAGAAAAAGUUAAAAUAUGAAUCGAGGACAUUGAUCUCGAUGCUACUUUGGUCAUGAAGAUGUUUUUAAAGACGUAUUGACUUUGCUAUAAGGCGACGACGUCUCAAGUAACAAAUUAAAAUGAAUUAAAAUGAGUAUUUGUUAGAUAGAAAUCCUGCAGAAUGACUCCAGCCUCUGUGUUGACAGAUCUUGUUUUAUGACUCGACCAAUGCAACUUUGUGCCUCUGUGUUUGUGUUCGUGCGCGCGUGUGUGUGUGUGUGUGUACGUGUGUGAUGCGCUCUCAGAUGAUUAUGCACUUUCUUUAUUUGACUGUUUUGCUGUAAAUAAUUCUGUCCAUUUUAUGUAUAGUUAAUAAUGUCAAUAUUUUACAAAGAUCCUACAUUUGUCUUCCUGAUGAUUGUUACUAUUCUAAAUUGAUCUUUGUCAUUUCCUUACUGAAGUCACACAUUAAAGUCUGAAA
This is a messenger RNA of Platichthys flesus (European flounder), 1952 nucleotides long. Its product is annotated as P2Y purinoceptor 1-like. Gene Ontology annotation, biological process: G protein-coupled receptor signaling pathway. The transcript has a single exon. Gene Ontology annotation, cellular component: membrane. NCBI's taxonomy places the organism in Eukaryota, Metazoa, Chordata, Actinopteri, Pleuronectiformes, Pleuronectidae. Bases 47 to 994 code for a protein of 315 amino acids. The record is from RefSeq and is a predicted model, not a curated record. Gene Ontology annotation, molecular function: neuropeptide receptor activity.